CUGGCGUAGCUUUAGUCAUUCAUUUAAAGAUAUUUUCAUUUUGCAUUUGCAAUUUGCAAGAAGUCGCCAUAUUUUGUCUUGCAUUAUACUAUUACUCACCUAUUACAUACUCAUACCACAUCGCACAUACCUACAACAGAUAAAAAAUUGAGAAAAUGAGUGCUCUUCAUGUAGAUAUCGAAUACUGUGAUAAAUGCGGAUAUUCAGAAAAGUUUCAUGAUCUCGCUAAAUAUAUUGAGAAGAAACAUCCUUCAGUAGAAGUUAAUGGUCGUGAAGGUCGUAGAGGUUCCUUUGAGGUGUCCGUGAAUGGUGAAAUCGUGCAUUCAAAACUGUCUACCCUAGCGUAUCCAGAUUACGAUGAUCUUCAAAAGAUUAUUAGUGAAGCUCAGGAUGGUAAACCAGCGAGAACAUGCAAACAACAGCCAAUCACUAGCUGUGUUAUAAGUUGAGAAUAUUCUGAUGAUUGUGAAAUGAAUGAAUAUUGUAGUAGGUAGUCCAUAUACAAGAAUGAAUAUAAUUUCGUAGAGAC
Molecule: messenger RNA, 529 nt
Organism: Phaedon cochleariae (mustard beetle)
Lineage: Eukaryota; Metazoa; Arthropoda; Insecta; Coleoptera; Chrysomelidae
Source: the annotation of a GenBank genome assembly